Messenger RNA from Phytophthora sojae, 1260 nucleotides. RefSeq lists its product as hypothetical. Gene Ontology annotation, biological process: snRNA transcription by RNA polymerase II; snRNA transcription by RNA polymerase III. The record is from RefSeq and is a predicted model, not a curated record. Gene Ontology annotation, molecular function: core promoter sequence-specific DNA binding; RNA polymerase II cis-regulatory region sequence-specific DNA binding; RNA polymerase III type 3 promoter sequence-specific DNA binding. Bases 1 to 1260 code for a protein of 419 amino acids. The transcript has 3 exons. Gene Ontology annotation, cellular component: snRNA-activating protein complex. NCBI's taxonomy places the organism in Eukaryota, Oomycota, Peronosporomycetes, Peronosporales, Peronosporaceae.
AUGGACUUCGAGGCGCUCUUCCCGCCGCUCCUGCCUCAAGACGGUGCUGCCGAGCAAGAGAUCAGGUCUGUCGACAUCAGCGUCGACGACAUCUCUUUGCCUCCGUUGGAAAAGGCCGUGGACGCAGGCAUUUACCGCGCGCUGCAUCGCUGGAACGAAAGCGACUCGGCUCUGACGGAGAAGGCGCUGCCGUACUCUGAGCGCGUCAAGAAAUACCAGCGCAUCGCUGCUGUCGCGUUGCAGCCAGGCGGAGAGUUCGACCCUGCGCGUGACUUUCAAGACGAAGAGGAGGACGACGUCGAAGCAGCAGCCACCCAGUCGGAAGAGGAGCAGCCCGAAGCUGCAGACAGAGCUACUGCCAAGGAGCGCAGGAAGCAGCAGAAGGAGCACGAGCAGGAGAGAGUGCGGUUCGAGGCCGUGUUCCAAGAGCUGGAUGAUAUCGACGAGCUCAAAGCCGAGAGGGCGCCGAGCGAGCGCGUGCGGAAGUUCGUGGACACGUUUAAGAUCAAGAAGCGGCGGCUGGUGAUGAAGAGGUCAGUGGCUGAUACCAUCACAGCCAUGAGUUUUGAUUUUGCACGGCCAGUGCCCGAUGACAACGACCCGAUUCUGUGGUUCGACGUGCUGCAUCCGACCAAGGACCCGGCGCGCACGCAGUCGUUCCUAGUGCGACGGUCGCAGCGGAUUUCCGAGCUGGUGGAUCUGGUUGCGUGCGCUAAUGAUGAUCGGCUGCACGAGCAUGCAAAAACAUCGAAGCUGGUGUACUUCGGCCAUACAUUUUUCGUGGAUCGACGCGCUCCUGGUAGUGUGGACUACUCGGAGCAGAUCGUGCGCUGGAUUCGAGCAAAACCAGAGCGUGAGUCCAAGUUUGGGGCAUUUGCUGAAGGCGAUCGCGUAGCUCGGAGCCUGCACUCGUGCACGUUUGCGGAUUUGGAGCUGCACGUAGAUGUGCCCGGCGUCUACAUCCAUCAGGGAGAGUGCGAGCACUUGCUCAGACUUCGAGAUGCGCGCUUGCCGCAUGAGCUCGACGCGCCGAAGAGUGACAACAUUUUUCCGCUGCGACUGCCGAAUCCGCUCAAUCGUCCGCUACGCAACUGCUUGAUCUGCCAGCACUACACUGCGAAGUACGUGUGCUAUGGCGAUCGUCUGUCAAUGAUGGACCCCAUGUUCUUCUGCAACCGCUGCUACCGCGCUGCUCACUACGACGCCAACGGAAAGCUACUUUACAACGAUUUUCUGAGCUUCCCGUUCGUUCAAGACUAG